Molecule: messenger RNA, 1524 nt
Organism: Peromyscus californicus insignis
Lineage: Eukaryota; Metazoa; Chordata; Mammalia; Rodentia; Cricetidae
Product: eotaxin
Exons: 3
Coding region: 174-467 (97 amino acids)
Biological process (GO): neutrophil chemotaxis; monocyte chemotaxis; immune response
Cellular component (GO): extracellular region
Molecular function (GO): chemokine activity; CCR chemokine receptor binding
Source: RefSeq, a predicted model, not a curated record
UCCAGGAGCUGGCCUGUGCUCCACUGCUCAAGACCCCUCCUUCAUGACCUUUUGUAGGCGAAGUCUUCUCUGGAAGCUUCCACCCACUCUGCUCCUUAUAAAGGUAGACAGAAUAGCCAGCAGAACAGAGAGGCUGAGAUCAACGCAGCAACUUCCAACCGUCUCCCUCCACCAUGCAGGUCUCCACAGGGCUUCUGUGCCUGCUGCUUGUGGCCACCGGCUUCACUUCCCAGGUGCUGGCUCACCCAGGCUCUAUCCCAUCUACCUGCUGCUUUGUUAUGACCAGUAAGAAGAUCCCCAAAUCACUACUGAAGAGCUACAAAAGAAUCUCCAACAGCAGAUGCACCCUGAAAGCCAUACUCUUCAAGACCAAGUCGGGCAAAGAGAUCUGUGCUGACCCCAAGAAGAAGUGGGUCCAGGAUGCCACAAAGCACCUGGACCAAAUCCUUCAGACUCCAAAACCAUAAACAAUCCCCUCUUUUGAGACUAACCCAGAGACAAAGAAGUGCUUGAUUCAUUCUCCAUUCCUAAGAUGUGCUCCGAGGUCAUCUCAGCACCAUUCCCCAAGGACUUGGCUUCAUUUAGUUAUGGAUGGAACUGGAAGUCAUUAUGUUCAGUGAAAUAAGCCAGACUUGAAGAAGUUGUGUAAUUUCUUGGAUAUGCAAAAUCUUAAAACCGGGUGGGGGCAUGCAAGUAGAUGUCAGAUUAUUGAGGAAUGGGAUGGAACAGGAUUGGGAUAACUGAGGAUAAUAGAUGGGUAAAUAUGAUCAAAGCACCUUAUAGACAUGUGGGGAAAUGUCAUGAUACAAUACACUGUUUUGCACAAUUAAUAUAGACUAAUUAAAAUAUUGACAUUUUAAAACAUGUUACAUUUAAAUAAUUGGAGUUUGAAAGCGUAUUUUUUCAUGGAUAUCAGUUCUUUUUUGCUUGUUUGUUUGAGACAGUGUCUCACUGUAUCACUCUGACUGACAUAGAACUCAAUAUGCAGGCCAGGCUGACCUCAAACUCACAGAGAUCUACCUGCCUCUGCCUUCCAAGUGCUGGGAUUAAAGUCAUAUGCCACCAUGCUAAGCCAAAAUGUCAUUUAUUAGUAUAUACUCAUUAUAUGCAAUCAAAUAUUUUACUACAACUUUCCUUACAUAUCAUUUUUAAGAUAUAAAGCUUUGAGGAGAUUCCUGUCUCUCUGUGAGUCCUGAUUAAGUCUUCUUGUGGUCUUCUCCCCACUUACCUGGUAAAGAUCACCAUUGUGGAAGUGUUUUUGUAUUUCCAGGAGGAUAUUGUUAUUGGGGAUGUAUGGUGUGUGGUAUUAAAUGGAAGUGAAUUGGUUUGGACAUUCAUAAAAUCCAUGCAUAUCUUAUUACUACUCAGUUGUGGUUUUUGUGGGAAAUCCCAUUCAGCUGGGGUGGGGUAAAGAUGGCAGUUGUGGGAGAACUGUUUGUGAGGUGGGGCGUUCUUCCUUAAAAAGGGACUCUUGGGCAUGCCUGGUGUUUAUUGAAAUCCAGAUGUUCCAUUCUGGCCUUAGGA